AUGGCAGCAGCAGCAAUGGCUUUAUCAUCAGUCAGUGUUGUCACUUCUUCCCUGCUUCUCCGGCUAUAUCGAAAGCCAACAAUCUCGAGUUUAUCAUGUCCUGAAUUCCGCUUUCAUGAAGCACGCCUGACAAUGGGUGAUUGGCCGGUUGUUGUGCAUCGUGGCCUGGAUGAUUCAGGGGUGCGGCGAAGCACCUCCCGAUCAUCGGUCAGCUCGUUCAUAUCAGCUCUGAGCGCGAUGUUUGGCUCUCAGCAAAGUAUCGGCCGUGUUAAUCCAUCGGAGAGGUAUGAUGUUAAUUGA
This is a messenger RNA of Gongylonema pulchrum, 300 nucleotides long. The record is from the annotation of a GenBank genome assembly. NCBI's taxonomy places the organism in Eukaryota, Metazoa, Nematoda, Chromadorea, Rhabditida, Gongylonematidae.